Molecule: messenger RNA, 2249 nt
Organism: Eleginops maclovinus (Patagonian blennie)
Lineage: Eukaryota; Metazoa; Chordata; Actinopteri; Perciformes; Eleginopidae
Product: peroxisomal succinyl-coenzyme A thioesterase-like
Exons: 12
Coding region: 654-2042 (462 amino acids)
Biological process (GO): fatty acid metabolic process; acyl-CoA metabolic process
Molecular function (GO): fatty acyl-CoA hydrolase activity
Source: RefSeq, a predicted model, not a curated record
AUUUAGGGACUCCAGAAGCAACCUAGUAAGAGGCUGGAUCCAUCUCAGUUGGCCCCCUUCAGACACAAGGGAACCGUGGCUAUACUUGGAGCUCCUUCUGGAUAUCUGAGCUCGUCCCUCAAGGGUUAGCCGACCCACCCGUACAACGGAAACCCCCGACUGGCAUCACUUCAUCAACGGCAAUAGGAAAAAAAAGAUUGCAAUCAAGUGAAGGCAUCUUAAGCCGGGCCAAGAUCAAACCCUUAGCUCACUUUGGUAUUUACUGCUUGAUUCUGCAAGGACUAUGUGUUUGGCUCUGAAUAGGACUGUUCCUAACCCUGCCAACAGGACCUCUAACAUGUUUCCGCACUAUAUCCUGCCUGCAUGACAACCUUUCUGACUUGAGGCUUGAAUGCACUGCUAAUCUAUCAGCAAUAAUUGAUUCUAUUCUCUACCAGUUAUGCAUCCUCUCCACCAUUAACUGGGUGGUGUUGCUGUGGGAGGAGAUUACAGUUCCACAAAAGACAAAGCUGGACUUCCGAUUGUUUGCUUUAAAGUUUGAUUGAGUCAUAGCUUUGUGUGCAGUCGCUCAGACGAGUUCAAAACCAAGAGGAAAUCAAACCAGCUGUCGAGAAGACAAACCUGAACACAAGCUUGAAAGAAACCCGGGUUGAAUGUUUGCACACGUGAAAGGACCCCAGGACACCAAAAAGUUCCAACUCUGGAAGGAACAGUUCAGGAUGGACAGGAAACAGCUUUGUGUGAAGCUGUCGGUCCAGCCGUCCAGAGGGCUGAUGGACGAGAAGUUCACCGUCUUGGUCCAGAACAUUCUCCCCGGCUUCCAGCUGACCGUCCACGCCCUCCACCAGUGUGAAGACGGACACAGCUGGGAGGCUUUUGCUCACUACAGCGCCAACACCACCGGGACCGUGGACGUUUCACAGGAUCCCAGUCUGGGCGGGACAUAUUCUGGAGUUGAACCAAUGGGUCUACUGUGGAGCCUCAGACCAGUUUCUGGCAGUAUACCUGGGCUCAGGUUGAGGAAGGUGAAUGUCCAGACCCCCAUGGUGGUCACAAUCUCGGUGUACCAGGGUCACCAGAUGGGGGGCUUCUUGGAUCAGGUGCCGCUGACCAGUGUGGUGGUGGAGCGAUGGUACAUGGCACCCGGAGUCCGUAGAGUCCCGAUAACAGAGGGCAGUCUCACUGCGACCCUCUUCCUGCCCUCAGGACCUGGUCCUUUCCCCGGACUCUUGGACCUCUGGGGGGGUGGAGGGAAGUUGGUGGAGUACCGGGCAGCGCUGCUGGCCUCCCACGGCAUCGCCUCCAUGGCCCUCGACUACCUGACACCUCAAAUUACUCUGGAAACUGGGAAAAUAGUGGACAAUGAUUACUUUGAGACGGCCUUUAGAGUCCUGGAGCAGCACCCUCAGAUCCUCGGCAGCAGGAUCGCCAUGCUGGGUCUUUCCUUUGGCACUGCUGUCACUCUCAGAAUGGCCGUUUACUCCGAGGUUAUGAAGCUCAGGUGUGUAGUGUCUAUCAGUGGGUUUCAUGUGCAGCCGAUUGACGGACCGGUGGAACAAAUUGUGGCUUUAUUCAACAAAAACAUUAAGAAAACGUACCUUGAUAAGGACAACCAGAUGAUCUUGAGGGAUCUGCUGCUGCCCAUCCCCACAGACCCCUCACUCAAAGUGGACGUGGGACGACUGCAGUGUCCUCUGCUGCUCGUUGUCGGUGAGGACGACCAGAACUGUGCUGCCGUUGAGUCUGCAAUAGACAUGAAAGAGAUGAUGGAGCGGGCGGGGAACAGCCACCUGCUGACGGUCCUGUCCUACAAGAACACCGGUCAUCUGAUUGAACCUCCGUUCACGCCGUUCGCCCGAGCCAGCACCUUCAAGACUGUCACAUGCCCACCGAUGAAGAUGAUGGCUCUGUGGGGCGGAGAUGUGGUGGGACAUUCUCGCGCUCAGGAAGACGCCUGGAGGAAGACGCUGGACUUUCUGAGGGAGAAUCUGUACGACAAUAUAAGACCUGGUGCUUUAUUUUCCAACCAAGACAACAACUGAAUAUUGUAGUCACCUUGUAGGACUUCUGAAAUAUCAGCACCCAACUGUUCUAUCUUAUGAGCCCUGAGAACCCAAAAAAGAUAAUUGGCGGUGCUUAAACUCAAAGAAUAGUAAGAUACAAGCCUACUAUUAUGUGUAUCAACAUUUUACUGACUAAACUGUUACCCAAAUGUGAAUUUCCUCUAAUUAAAUAUGACAUAAAUUAUA